ACAAUCAACAUGGCUCAAACUUUUAAUUUAGAAAUGAAAAAUAUGGAGGCAUUGAACCGUCAAUUGUCAAAAUUUGUCCAUUCAAAACCUCAUGUGUUACGUCAUGGCACCCAAAAGCGACUUUUAACACGUGAAGAAAUACUUGCUCUAACUGAUGCUGGAGUUGCAUUUAUUGAAGGAAAAUAUCAAUCAGCAAUUGUUCAAUAUAAAAAAUGUCUUUUAUUAAAUACAAAAUACAGUGAUAAUGACAAUGAACCAACAAAAUUAACAGUUGUUGUGUCAUAUUUAAUAAGUAAAUGUCUUCUCCAUUCAAAUGAAUUUCAAGAUCUUCUUGAAGCCAGAACAAUAUUAACUGAGCUUGAAGAAACUGUUGGUGAUAUUUAUCCAAUGAUAUAUUAUGGUUUUGCUAAAUUAUUAACAACACUAUAUUGUUUUAAUGAUGCUGAAAAAAUUAUUAUAAAAGGUUUUGGAAUAAUAAAUGAUGAGACAUAUUUACAAGAUUUAAAUAUACCACAACAUGAUGACAUUAUAGCAGAAUCACAAAUUAAAACAUUAACAGAAUUAUUAUCAGAUUUAAAAAAAACUGUUGACAGUUGGCAUCCACCAGAUGCCAAAUGUAUAAUGUCAAAUUGUAAUGAAACACAAUCACAAAAUCAUUUAACUGGUAAAAAUAUUUAUUUUAACAGUCCAGCAUUUAAUGGAUUUAUCAAAGUAAUAUGUAAUAAUAUUCAUUAUCCAUGUAAAAUGAUAUUUCAUAUUGCAUGUUGGAAAAAUAAAAAAGAUAUGCUAUCACCAGAUAAAAAAUUAUCUGAUAAAGAUAUGUUGAGUUGGAAUUGUCUAACACCAAAUUGUAAAUUCUACAAUAAACCAUGUUUAAUUAAUAAAAUAUGUGUCUAUGGUGAUGAUGCUAAUCUAAAAUCAGUUACUGAAACAACCAUUGAUAAAUUACAUUGGCAACCACAUCAUCAUCAUAAUCAAAAUCAUCAACAACAACAACAACAACACCAACAGAAUGUAUCAAAAGGUGCAAUACGUAAACAACCACAACAACAAAAAACAAAAAAUCACAAUAAUAAUAAUAAUUCACAAAAAACAAUAAAAGGUCAUAAACAAUUAUCAACAACAAUAAAUAAACAAGAAAAUACAACAAUACAAAAAAAUGAAUCAAAUAAUGUUAGUGAUGAUAAUGAUGACGAUUUGUUAUAUCAUGAUACUGAGCAACAUUCAAAAAAAGAAGAAGAAGAAAAAGAAGCAGAAGAAAAAAAAGAAGAAGAAGAAGAAGAAGAAACAAUAGAAGAAGAGAUAUUGGAUAAUGUUUCUGAUUCGGAAAAAAUAAAAUCAUUUAUUUAUACUUGGUUUAUUGAGUGUUUGACUGAAAGUGGUCCAAUGAAAGAUGAUGAUCUUAUGGGAAGAUGGCAAGAAGCUAUGAGUUUAAUUGGAGAUUCAGCUGAAUUAUUAAGUGAGUAUGAUAAUGUUGAUAAAGUUAAAAGAUUUUUGAGUAAUAAAACAACAGGUAUUGUUGUGUAUGCGGAAUAUAUUUGUACUGUUGAUAAUAUUGCUGAAGCAAUUGUCAUGUCGAGGAAAGACGUUGAUGAUGAUGAUGAUGAUUAUGAUGGUGAUAGUGAUGAUGAUAGUGAAGAUGAUGAUGGUAGUUAUGAUUAUGAAUCAAGCUCAGAAGAAGCAGGUGACAGUGAUGAUAAUGAUGAUUAUAAAGACACCGAGAAAAAUGAUGAAAUAUCAAGUCAAUUAAAUUUGCAUGAACAACCAAUUUGUAAUGGAAAAAAAACACCAGUUGAUGAAGAAUUACAAACAUCGUUAAUAAAUAAACAAACAAAUUUUGAUUUAAAUAAUAACGAUGAGAGUAAUCAAAUUGUUUCGAAUGAAAAAAAAACCAAUGUAUUAACAAAUGGUCAUAAAUUUACAAAAUCUCAUGUUUUAAUUCAUGAAUUUUUGCCUAAUGAAUCAAUGACUGCUGAUAAAGAUACACAAGUUAAUAUUCAAAAUAACGAGACAAAUAUGUUGAAUAAUAAAAUAAACAGAUUAAAUCGUGAAUUAUCAUCAUGCAGACAAGAAUUGUUAAUAACAAAAAGAAAGCUAUAUAAUGAAAAAAUGAAUAAUUUACAAUAUACCAUACACAAUGAAUAUACUGAUAAAAAAACAUACAUCAAAGAAAAACUUAAAAAGUACAAUGAUGAAUGUUCAAUAAUUGAAAAACUUUUAGAUAUUGAAAAGAAUAUAUUUGGUAGUAAUGAUGAAUCAUUGAUUGAUCGUGCUCUUUGGAUUGAUUCCAUCAAAAAAAUACAUCAAAUAUCAACAAAACUUGAUUCUGAUUAUGCUGAUUUAUAUGCACAAUUAAAAUUAGAUAAUACAUUUGAAAAAAAUAAAAAAUAUGUUCGUUUAAAUAUUCAAGGUAUGAAUGAUUUAAUACAUCAAAAUAUACCUGAGUUGAUACAAAAUAUAUUUGACAAAUGUUACGAUGAAAUUGAUAGAAAAUAUCAAUUAAUGAUGGAACAAAAAUCAACGCAAUUAUCACGGGUUAUUAAUCAACAAGUGUGGUAUCCAACAUCUCAACGACAACCUGUACCAGGACUAUGGGGAAUAAAUCCACCAGAAAUUAUUCCAUCACAAAAUCACCAAGCUCAUCCACAGUGGAUACGUUGGACGAAUAAUUCACCAACUUAUCCACAAAUAGUAUCACCAUCUGAAACUCGUUAUUUAAAACAAGUUACACCACCACCACCACCACCAUCUCCUCUGCCAUUUGUCAAACAACAACCAUCAUCAUCAUCGUCAUCAUAUUCACAAUCAUAUUAUACACCACCAUUUCAAUAUUAUCCAAAACCACCUUGUCCAGUUCAUUUUCCAACAAUACGUUCUACUAUUGAUGCUUCAUGUUCACCAAUAAAAUCAACAACAACAAAACCAAUUGUUACUGAUCCAUUAAAUGGUGAAGAAAUUAAGCAAGAUGAAUUAACAAUUGUUACUCCAACAAAGCUAUCACCAUUAUCAUCACCUUUUCAACAUUCACCACCAGAUUGGGUUAAAAAUGUUACUGAUAAAUAUUUAAAUGGUCUAGAAGAUUCGGAAAUUGAAACAUUAAAAAAUAAUUGUAUUAAUAAUGAUCCAAUGCCGUCAAUUCAAGAUGUUGCAGAAAAUAAUAAAGCAGUUGCAGCUAUGUUGGUUGAUGGAAUAAUUAAACGUUUAUUAGGAAAUAAUAAUAAUAAUAAUAAUACUCAAGGAAUAAUAAAUGAAGAAAAUAUUCCAAAUGAUGAUAAUAAUAAUAAUAAUAUAACAUGUUCCAAUGAUGAUGAACAUAAUGAAUUACAAGAAAAUAAAAAUAAAAGUCAUGCUUUGAGUUUGUCGUCUUCCAAUGAGCAUGUUAUCAAAGAAUCAACUGAUGAUACUGGUAAACCAAAUGGUUUUAUCAGUAUAAAUUCAUGUUCUCAAUCAUCAGUAUCAUCAAUAAAUGGUGAUUCAAGUUACGUAAAAUCAUAUGGACAUGAGUAUUGCAAUGAUACAAUUGAACCAACAUCAGCUAAUUCAAUAUCACCACAUGACGAUGAAAUUAUUGAAAAUAAUUAUAUCACUUGUGAUAAAUUAUUAAAAAUACUUUGUGAUGAACAUCCAGAUAUUUUAGAAUGUGAUAUUAAAAGUGCUCUUGAUGUAGUACGUGACAGUUAUGAUGGAUCAUUAACUGGAGUGUCAUUAAAUAGUAUUGUAUUAGAAGUUGAUCAAGUUAUUCAUCAACGUAAAGAAUUACAAAUUAUUAAUUAUGAUAAUGAUAAUAAUGAUAAUGGCAAUGAAGAAGAUGAUGAUGAUGAUGAUGAUGAUGAUGAUGAUGAAGAUGGAGAUGAUGAAGAAGAAGAUGAAGAUGAAGAAGAAAUAUCAAAUUAUUAUAAAAAUUCAACCAGACGAUACUCACCAGUAAAACUUGUAGCAAGUGAUCUAGCUGAAUCGGCCUCUUCUAUAAAUGGUGAUUAUAAACCAGAAUGUCUUUGGGAUAUGGGUCCACCAUCAUCGUUAGUCAAAAUAAAUAAAAAACAAAUAACUGAUGAUGAAAUUAAAAAAAGACUUGAUGAAUUACGUAAAACAAAACCAUUGGGUGAUUAUUUUUGGGAUAUUGAUGAACCAUCAACAUUUGCAUCAGUGGUAACAUCUUCACUAAAAAAACAGAACACUUUAAAUACAAGUAUUAAUCAACCAAGUACAAGUAUUAAUCAACCAAGUACAAGUAUUAGUCAACCAAGUACAAGUACAAAUACAAAUUUUAAUAGUGAAAUAGAACAAGAAGAAAAGCAACAACAACAACAAUUCCAAGAAUCAAAUUUAAGUUGGAGAAAUAGAUCAUCAUCGCCACCACCAAGAAAAUUUUCAUCAUAUUCAAGUCCUUCAAGAUGGUCAAUUCCACCAAGAUUUCAACGUAUUGUAGAUGAAAAAAAAAGAGAAUCACUUGCUAGAGACAAAAAUAAACCAUCAUCUGGUGAAAAAUUAUUAAAUUAUCUACGUACAAAAUAUCCUUUAAGAUUGGAAUAUGAUUUUCAUGUUGCAAUUGCAGCUGUUCGUAAAAAUUAUAAUGGAUCAUUAAGUGGUAAAUUAUUUUCAAAAAUUAUACGUGAUGUUGAAAGAAAUUUGGUUCAUCGUGAAAAAGCACAACUUGAUGAUUAUAGUUCAACUGGUCAAAGUGCAUUGUUAUCAAGUCAAAAACAAAGAACAAAUUCAUUCAAAUCAUCAGCAUCAACUGAGCCAAUACCUUCAUUAUUUUCACUACCAUCAAGUCAAAAACAAAGAACAAAUUCAUUGAAAUCAUCAACAUCAACUGAACCAAUACCUUCAUUACUUUCACUACCAUUACCACCACCGACAACAUCAGCAGCAGCAGCAGUAGCAUCAACAUCAGCAACAGCAUCAGCAACAGCAACACCACGUCGUGAAUAUCAUGCUAUUAUGAAUCCAUGGCGUAAACCAAAAGAAGUUGAUGUAAAAAUAAUAACAGGUGAAUGUCCAAUUUGUAUGGAAGAAUUUACAAGUGAAAAAAAUGAUGUGUGUGAACUUGCUCCUUGUCUUCAUACAUUCCAUCGUCAUUGUAUCGAGUAUUGGUACAAACACAACAAGACAUGUCCAACAUGUAGACUCAAUUCUGCACUCGACGAAUUUCCUCCAUUAGCUUAAUAAUCAAACUGUCUUCUCUUUAUUAUUAGUUAAUUAAAAAUUUAAA
Aphidius gifuensis is the source of this 5215-nucleotide messenger RNA. Its product is annotated as protein PFC0760c-like. The transcript has 4 exons. The coding region runs from base 10 to 5169 and encodes 1719 amino acids. Lineage: Eukaryota; Metazoa; Arthropoda; Insecta; Hymenoptera; Braconidae. The record is from RefSeq and is a predicted model, not a curated record.